AUGAUUUUGAAGGUUACUCUCUUAGUUGUUCUUGUCCAGUGCACACAAACCUCAAGCACCAGCAAGGUGAACGUAAAAAGUGUUGAAGUGAACAGAGAUAGACACAAUGCACCCGAGUAUGCUCGUUCGGAUAUUCUCACAUUCAUUUUAAUAUACACCAGUAUUUUAUCAAAAUAUUAUGUUCCAGCACUAGUAAAUGUAAAGCAGACAGAAGAUGAAGUGGCAAGGAAAAAUACCGUGGUUGACGAUGCACUAAAGUCUGAAAUACUGAAGUUUAAAACAAAUAAAAAUCCAUACUUGGGGAGAUUUGAUAUUCAUUUACAUGACGAAGACAUCCGAAAAUUCGAAAGAUGCUCUGACUUUCUUAUAUCACUAAUUAACAACAAUUUCUUCAUUACAAAGGAGAAGAUAGAAGCAUUUGCAGACGACGACUUUAAGAAACAGACACUUGCAGACAAAGAUUUUAAGAAACAAGCAAUAAUGCAGGGAGAUUUGUCCAUUCUUAAGAUCGUUUAUAAUCUAAACAGUCAGUAUGACGUAUUCAGCCCGCCCUUAAGCAUCCCAGUAAAAAAUUUACUUGUAAAAAUUUUUGCAGAGCUAAAAUACCAUAUUGAGAUAGUCAGUACAGUUAUAAACAAAUCUGACAGUGACAAGCUGGAAAGCAGUCUAAAUGUAGCUUAUGACAGUCUUAUAUCUUUGUUGUAUUUCUUUGUCUACGAUGAGAAAUAUAAAAAAGACUUGAUUCCUCAGAACCUAGGCAUGCUACUUGAUAAGGUGUUUAAGUCAGUAGGGGAGGAUUAUAAAAAAUUGGAAAAAAAAUUUUUGACAGAACAUGAACUUUUAAAGAAGUGUUUAUUUACUGAAAAAUGGAGCCUUAAGAAACAAAUCGAAGUAAAAAGAAGAGCUGAGAUAAGCAACUAUGGUGAUUAUUUGCGGAGUGCCCUACAAUCAAGCCUGUACAUCAUUGCUGUUGAUCUAGAAUUAAUAUAUACCAUUGCACAUGUCGUGAGUAACCUUAUUCUCCUAUUUGAUAAUGAGUAUCUUACGAUAUUGGGAAACAGAGUGUCAGACUAUUACUUCUUCCCAGGUAUAUCGUAUGCAUACUUCUAUAAUUUAAUGUUUCCAAACACUAGGAAGACCACACAGUCAAAUGGCGAGAAAUUCUUCAAGUCCCUGAGAAUCCUGUCAUCAAAGCUUAUGGCCUUUACACUAAAAAGGUAUCUGAGUGAUGAUGAGAAAGAAAAGCUGAAAGGGGGCUUAAUAUCAAGGUUUCCAGACAUUUACAUAGAAAAGACGGCAGAAGAAAAACCAAAAGACGUAAUACAAGUAGAAGAAGAAGCAAAACCAAAUAUAAUACAAGUAGAAGAAGUGAAUCUAGACACAGACCAGACAGGAUAUGAUGAAAUAAUGGCAGAGAUUGAGGACAUUAUUGAAAUACUAUCAGAAGAUCAAAAUUUAAGGUUAAUUGAAAUGUCAAAAAGUGCUGGCAAAGAAGCAUCAACGUUAAUUUCAGCUGUGGCUGAACUGAAGACAGCUCAGAGCAACACAAAAGUUGUAAAAUUUACCCUCUUAAUAAUGGUCUGUGUUGAUGUUUUAAUGAUUGGGUUGUUAAUAUUUUAUAUGAUGGGGAGCAAUUGA
Vittaforma corneae ATCC 50505 is the source of this 1638-nucleotide messenger RNA. RefSeq lists its product as uncharacterized. Bases 1 to 1638 code for a protein of 545 amino acids. NCBI's taxonomy places the organism in Eukaryota, Fungi, Microsporidia, Nosematidae. The transcript has a single exon. The record is from RefSeq and is a predicted model, not a curated record.